GCUUCCUCCAGCUCUGGGACGUUUAUCCAGUACUUCGUCCCCGACUCUGCCACUAGCCCCACCGCAGCAGCGAGCCCAUCUCCCCAUCCCCCUUUGCAAAACGUCAAUGCGCCAGGCAAGGGUGCGAAGAUGGGCAAGAGCCGCACAGCCUUCUCACAGGAGCAGCUGAAAGUCCUACACUUGUGGUUCCAAAGCCAGAAGUACCUCAGCCCCCAGCAGAUUCGGGAGCUGUCUGCUGCCCUUGAGCUCACCUACAAGCAGGUGAAAACAUGGUUUCAGAAUCAACGGAUGAAAUUUAAACGCUGCCAAAAGGAGAGCCAAUGGGUGGAAAAAGGGAUGUACCUAUCAAAGAAAAGGGUUCAUCAGGCUGCAUACCUGGAUAGAACGCCCACAUUUCAUCAGGUCUUCCCUAUCGGUGCCAGCAGAAACCUUCAGGCUGUGGCCAACAUGCACCAGGCUUACAGCAGUGGACAAAUUUAUGGGAAUGGGCAGAACCUGUACUCAUAUAUGGCUGUGGAGGGUGAUGGGAUCUUUGGAAAAGAUAGUGCAAGCUGCAAUACCCAGCAAGCCAUGGGUUUAUUAAACCAGCAAAUGAACUUCUAUCAUGGCUACUCUGCCAAUAUGGAUUAUGUCAGCCAGGAGUCAGAAGACACUUGCAGCUUCCAGAACACCUCUGACAGUGUCAUAUCAUUCUCGAGCUCUCCCAUAUAGAAUCAAUGCCAGGUCCCUUGGCAUCCCAUGGGGACCCAGAGUGGUUAUGAGUCUUGGGUCUAA
Messenger RNA from Acanthisitta chloris (rifleman), 774 nucleotides. RefSeq names its product homeobox protein NANOG-like. The transcript is spliced from 3 exons. Gene Ontology annotation, biological process: regulation of transcription by RNA polymerase II. The annotation marks the transcript as partial. The record is from RefSeq and is a predicted model, not a curated record. Gene Ontology annotation, molecular function: RNA polymerase II cis-regulatory region sequence-specific DNA binding; DNA-binding transcription factor activity, RNA polymerase II-specific. Lineage: Eukaryota; Metazoa; Chordata; Aves; Passeriformes; Acanthisittidae.